Molecule: messenger RNA, 7606 nt
Organism: Stomoxys calcitrans (stable fly)
Lineage: Eukaryota; Metazoa; Arthropoda; Insecta; Diptera; Muscidae
Exons: 18
Coding region: 16-7581 (2521 amino acids)
Biological process (GO): proteolysis
Molecular function (GO): serine-type endopeptidase activity
Source: RefSeq, a predicted model, not a curated record
UUUAACUCUAUCAACAUGUUGAAGUUCGUGAUUUUAUUGUCUGCAGUGGCUUGUGCCUUGGGAGCUGCCAUUCCCGAUGGUAUGUUGCCUCAAUUGGAUGGUCGUAUUGUCGGUGGUGCCGCCACCACAAUCAACUCCUUCCCCUGGCAAAUCUCUUUGCAACGUAGUGGCUCCCACUCCUGCGGUGGUUCCAUCUACAACAGCAAGAUCAUCGUCACUGCCGCUCAUUGCCUGCAAUCCGUCUCUGCUUCAUCCUUGAAGGUGCGUGCUGGUUCCACCUACUGGAACUCCGGCGGUGUCCUGAUUUCCGUUGCUGCUUUCAAGAAUCACGAAGGAUACAAUCCCAGCACCAUGGUCAACGAUAUUGCCGUCAUCCGUUUGUCCUCUGCCUUGACCAUGAGCUCUACCAUUAAGGCUAUUGGCUUGGCCAGUACCAAUCCCGCUAACGGUGCCGCCGCUUCAGUCUCUGGCUGGGGUACCACCUCUGUUGGUGGCUCCAUCCCCUCUCAAUUGAGAUAUGUCGAUGUCAAGAUUGUCAGCCGCACCAACUGUGCUUCCUCCACCUAUGGCUAUGGCUCUCAAAUCAAGGCUUCCAUGAUCUGCGCCUACACCGUUGGCAAGGAUGCUUGCCAAGGUGAUUCCGGUGGCCCAUUGGUUUCUGGUGGUCAAUUGGUCGGUGUUGUCUCCUGGGGCAUUGGCUGCGCUUACACCAACUAUCCCGGUGUCUAUGCUUCGGUUGCUGACCUUCGUUCCUGGGUCGUCAAUGCUGCUGGUUCCGCUGCGAUUGCUUCUUCCGGUGAACGAUCUUUAAUAUCGAAGUCGUCGGUAGAGGCAAAACACUUACCACUCGGUAUUGUUAUGGAGCCCUUCCCGAGCCAUCACACUUCCAGUUUGGCAGUAAUGUCUGCCCUGUACUUCUCCAAAAAAUUCGUCAGUGCGUUCACUGCUUUGCGUUUGUCGGGUAAACUCGUGGCUCAUUUCAGCUCACUACCUUUAAGAGUAGCAACGCAGGUGACACCGCGGGGAGUUUUUGCUAUAAAAACGGGGGAAACUUGGCAAAACUUCAGUAGUUGGUUUAACUCUAUCAACAUGUUGAAGUUCGUGAUUUUAUUGUCUGCUGUGGCUUGCGCCUUGGGAGCUGCCGUUCCCGAGGGUAUGCUGCCUCAAUUGGAUGGUCGUAUUGUCGGUGGUGCUGCCACCACAAUCAACUCCUUCCCCUGGCAAAUCUCUUUGCAACGUAGUGGCUCCCACUCCUGCGGUGGUUCCAUCUACAACAGCAAGAUCAUUGUCACUGCCGCUCAUUGCUUGCAAUCCGUCUCUGCCUCUUCCUUGAAGGUGCGUGCUGGUUCCACCUACUGGAACUCUGGCGGUGUCCUGAUUUCCGUUGCCGCUUUCAAGAAUCACGAAGGUUACAAUCCCAGCACCAUGGUCAACGAUAUUGCCGUCAUCCGUUUGUCCUCCGCCUUGACCAUGAGCUCUACCAUCAAGACUAUCGGUUUGGCCAGUUCCAAUCCCGCUAACGGUGCUGCCGCUCAAGUUUCUGGCUGGGGUACCACCUCUGUUGGUGGCUCCAUCCCCACUCAAUUGAGAUAUGUCGAUGUUAAGAUUGUCAGCCGCACCAACUGUGCUUCCUCCACCUAUGGCUAUGGUUCUCAAAUCAAGGCUUCCAUGAUCUGCGCCUACACCGUUGGUAAGGAUGCUUGCCAAGGUGAUUCCGGUGGCCCAUUGGUAUCUGGUGGUCAAUUGGUCGGUGUUGUCUCCUGGGGCUAUGGCUGUGCCUACACCAACUAUCCUGGUGUCUAUGCUUCGGUUGCUGAUCUCCGUUCCUGGGUUGUCAAUGCUGCUGGCGCCACCUUGGAGGCGCGGUUCCCAUUGAGGCGAAUAAAGGCCUCAACGGGCUGCAUAUCCAGUAUCACCUUGAGAUCUGCCUUCGAUGCGGAUCUCAGUGUUCCUGUGACUUCGACGCAGGAUAGCUUCGAUCGAGGACUAUGGAAAUACUUCGCCUCUUCAACAGCUGUAGGUAGUUGGUUAAACUCUAUCAACAUGUUGAAGUUCGUGAUUUUAUUGUGCGCUGUGGCCUGUGCCUUGGGAGCUGCCGUUCCCGAGGGUAUGCUGCCUCAAUUGGAUGGCCGUAUUGUCGGUGGUGCUGCCACCACAAUCAACUCCUUCCCCUGGCAAAUCUCUUUGCAACGUAGUGGCUCCCACUCCUGCGGUGGUUCCAUCUACAACAGCAAGAUUAUUGUCACUGCCGCUCAUUGCUUGCAAUCCGUCUCUGCCUCUUCCUUGAAGGUGCGUGCUGGUUCCACCUACUGGAACUCUGGCGGUGUCUUGAUUUCUGUUGCCGCUUUCAAGAAUCACGAAGGUUACAAUCCCAGCACCAUGGUCAACGAUAUUGCCGUCAUCCGUUUGUCCUCCGCCUUGACCAUGAGCUCUACCAUCAAGACCAUCGGUUUGGCCAGUUCCAAUCCCGCUAACGGUGCCGCCGCUCAAGUUUCUGGCUGGGGUACCACCUCUGUUGGUGGUUCCAUCCCCACCCAAUUGAGAUAUGUCGAUGUUAAGAUUGUCAGCCGCACCAACUGUGCUUCCUCCACCUAUGGCUAUGGCUCUCAAAUCAAGGCUUCCAUGAUCUGCGCCUACACUGUUGGUAAGGACGCUUGCCAAGGUGAUUCCGGUGGCCCAUUGGUAUCCGGUGGUCAAUUGGUCGGUGUUGUCUCCUGGGGCUAUGGCUGUGCCUACACCAACUAUCCCGGUGUCUAUGCUUCGGUUGCUGAUCUCCGUUCCUGGGUUGUCAACGCUGCUGGUUCCGUGCCAACGGGGAUUCGCGUCGAACACUUACGCCAUCCCACUUUGCCGUCGUACAUAGACAUCUCUGAUGUCUCUAAGAAUGCCAGGGAGUUUCCCCCAAGCACAAUAUCUACUUCAUUGGAUGAGUCAGCUGUUGUUCCCAAUGGCAUGCUUCCGCAACUGGAUGGUCGUAUUGUGGGUGGCAUAGAUACAACAAUCGAUUCCUUUCCCUGGCAGAUAUCCUUGCAACGUAGUGGUUCUCAUAUUUGCGGAGGUUCGGUGUAUUCUGCCAACAUCAUUGUUACCGCUGCUCAUUGCUUGCAAUCUGUCACUGCCUCUGUUUUGAGAGUACGUGCUGGUUCCACCUACUGGAACUCUGGAGGUACUGUGGUCAAUGUGGCCGCCUUUAGAAAUCAUGAAGGCUACAAUCCCAGCACUAUGGUCAAUGAUAUUGCCGUUGUUCGUUUGUCUUCAUCCUUGACCAUGAGUUCCACUAUCAAGGCCAUUGGUUUGGCUUCUUCCAAUCCUGCUCAAGGUGCUGACGCUCAAGUUUCCGGUUGGGGCACCACUACUUAUGGCUCCGCUACAAUUCCCAACCAAUUGAAAUAUGUCGAUGUUACGAUUGUUAGCCGUACCAACUGUGCUUCCUCCACCUACGGCUAUGGCUCUGCAAUCAAGGAAUCCAUGAUCUGUGGCUACGCCUUUGGUAAAGAUGCUUGUCAAGGUGAUUCUGGUGGGCCAUUGGUAUCGGGCGGAGUCUUGGUCGGUGUUGUUUCCUGGGGCUAUGGCUGUGCCUACGACAACUAUCCCCAUGUCUAUGCUUCGUUCGUGAUUUUGUUAUCUGCUGUGGCCUGUGCCUUGGGAGCUGCCGUUCCCGAGGGUAUGCUCCCCCAAUUGGACGGUCGUAUUGUGGGUGGUGUGGCUACCACAAUUAACUCCUUCCCCUGGCAAAUCUCCUUGCAACGUAGUGGCUCUCACUCCUGCGGUGGUUCCGUCUAUUCUGGCAAUAUCAUUGUGACUGCCGCUCACUGCUUGCAAUCCGUCUCUGCCUCCUCCUUGAGGGUUCGUGCUGGUUCCACCUACUGGAACUCUGGUGGUACCUUGGUCAAUGUUGCCGCUUUCAGAAAUCAUGAGGGUUACAAUCCCAGCACCAUGGUCAACGAUAUUGCCGUCAUCCGUUUGUCCUCCGCCUUGAGCAUGAGCUCUACCAUUAGAGCCAUCGGUUUGGCCACCUACAAUCCCGCUAACGGUGCCGCCGCUCAAGUUUCUGGCUGGGGUACCACCUCUGUUGGAGGCUCCAUCCCCACCCAGUUGAGAUAUGUCGAUGUUAAAAUGGUCAGUCAAGCCAGCUGCGCUUCCUCCACCUAUGGCUAUGGUUCUCAAAUCAAGGCUUCCAUGAUCUGCGCCUACACCGUUGGCAAGGAUGCUUGCCAAGGUGACUCCGGUGGUCCAUUGGUAUCUGGUGGUGUCUUGGUUGGUGUUGUCUCCUGGGGCUAUGGCUGCGCCUACACCAACUAUCCCGGUGUCUAUGCUUCGGUUGCUGAUCUCCGUUCCUGGGUUUACUAUCGUCGCCACGAUUAUACCGCUAUGGUAAAACCUGCUCCUAUCCUUUCCCAUUGUCCCAUCGCUUUAAGUCUCAUAGCCACAGUGGCGCCCCUGGCCCAAGGCCCUCGCAUAUGCAGACAGCUUCCUCAACCUUCCCUGAACAAAGACUAUAGUAGUACAGAGAAAUCGGCCACCCACCAUGAUGAUGACGUCAUGCGCGUAGGCAUCGACCUUCACUCGCUUCUUGUCGAAAGACCUGAGAAUCUCAUUGAAAAACAGAGUGAUACAGAACCAUACGCAGUACUACCCCAACCGGUGACACCGGCAAGCGCAUCAGCAGCGGGAAUGGAGGUGGCCAAAGUGAUAAGCUUGACAUUUGGCCCCAUUGAGAGUGGAGAAGAUAGGCGAAUAACGGCAAUGUCAUUUAUCUUUGUUCUGGGGCACAAUUACAAUGAAUUUUUAGAAAACAGAAAUAACAUUCGUGAAACAUGGAAAUUGAUAAAUAGAAUCACAGGUAAACGUGUUGACAACAUUGAUGCAAGCAUUAAAAGAAAUUUUCCGAUGAGGAAUGCACAAAACUUGGCAAAUAAUUUUGCCAACUCUCUCGAAAAUAAUGUCCAGAAAAUAUUACACACGUGCAACAUCAAAACCUAUCAAUAUAAUAGUAAUUGUCUACAAAAUACAUUGUACAUGGAGGACACUAAUGAGGAGGAAAUAUUUAACAUACUAAAUUCCUUGAAUGUAAGAAAAACCGCUGGAAUUGACGGCAUCAGAUCUAUAGACAUUAAAUCUAACGCUAGCUAUCUAACAACUGUUAUAACUGCUUUUGUAAACAUGAGUUUAAGAGAAUCGUCAGUACCUGCUCUUUUAAAAACCGCAAUCUUCAAAAUGUUAAAGUUUCUGAUUUUAUCAACGGCACUUGUUGCCUGUGCCUUGGGAGCUGCAGUCCCCGAGGGCAUGUUGCCCCAAUUAGAUGGACGCAUUGUAGGCGGUUCCCCUACCACUAUUAAUAGCUAUCCUUGGCAAAUCUCUCUACAACGUAGUGGUGCCCAUUCCUGCGGCGGUUCCAUCUACUCGCCCUACAUUGUCGUAACUGCUGCUCACUGCUUGCAAUUCGCCACCUCUAGCGCUCUAAAGGUGCGCGCUGGUUCUACCACUUGGAAUGCUGGUGGCACUUUGGUCUCAGUGGCUGCUUUCAAAAAACAUCAAGGAUACAGCAUUGUAAGCAUGAUGAAUGACAUUGCUGUUCUCCGUUUGAGCUCCUCGUUGACUUUUGGUCCUACCAUUAAACCCAUUGAGUUGGCUACUAAGGCUCCUGCUGAUGGCGCUAUUGCUGCUGUCUCUGGUUGGGGUACUUUGGAAGCCGGAGGCUCUUUUUUGCCAACCACUUUGCAAUAUGUCGAAGUCAGCAUUUUGAGUCAAACGUCCUGCGCUUCUUCCAGCUAUGGCUAUGGUACUCAAAUCAAACCUACUAUGAUCUGUGCCUAUACCGUUGGCAAAGAUUCCUGUCAAGGUGAUUCGGGUGGCCCAUUGGUAUCCGGUGGUGUCUUGGUGGGUGUUGUUUCCUGGGGUAAGGGUUGUGCUGAGCAAAAUUAUCCUGGUGUAUAUGCCGAUGUUGCUGCUCUCCGCUCCUGGGUUAUCGAUACCGCUGCAUCUUCAGUGAUUACCAUUUCGUACAUCAUGUUGAAGUUUGUGAUUUUAUUGUCAGCUGUUGCCUGUGCCUCCUUGGCCGCUGAAAUCCCCAAGGGUAUGUUGCCCCAAUUGGAUGGACGCAUUGUUGGUGGUCAAGCUACCACAAUCAGUGCCUUCCCCUGGCAAGUCUCUCUCCAGCGCAGUGGCUCCCACUCUUGCGGUGGCUCUGUCUACUCUGCCAAUAUCAUCAUUACCGCUGCCCAUUGCUUGCAAGGAGGUGUCCCCACCUCCGUCCUAAAGGUCCGUGCUGGUUCCACCACCUACAAUGCUGGCGGAAGUUUGGUGUCGGUUGCUGCCUACAAAAAUCAUGAAGGCUACAGUUCCAACCUCAUGACCAACGAUAUUGCUGUCAUCCGUUUGAGCUCAUCCCUUACCUUCGGUUCCAACAUCAAAGCCAUUGAAAUGGCUACCAAGGCUCCUGCUAGUGGUGCUGCCGCCGUUGUCUCUGGCUGGGGUUCUUUGCAAUCCGGUGGUUUCACUCUCCCCACCAACUUGCAAUAUGUUGAUCUGAGCAUUGUCAGCCGUGAAGAUUGUGCCUCUUCCACCUAUGGUUAUGGCUCCGACAUUCGUCCUACCAUGAUCUGUGCCUAUUCGGUGGGUAAGGAUUCUUGCCAAGGUGAUUCUGGUGGCCCAUUAGUGUCUGGUGGCAAAUUGGUUGGUGUUGUAUCCUGGGGUUAUGGUUGCGCUUGGGCCAACUAUCCUGGUGUCUAUGCUGAUGUUGCUGCCCUCCGCUCCUGGGUAUUGGAAGCCGUUGUCAAAUCAGUGAUUACCAUUUCGUACAUCAUGUUGAAGUUUGUGAUUUUAUUGUCAGCUGUUGCCUGUGCCUCCUUGGCCGCUGAAAUCCCCAAGGGUAUGUUGCCCCAAUUGGAUGGACGCAUUGUUGGUGGUCAAGCUACCACAAUCAGUGCCUUCCCCUGGCAAGUCUCUCUCCAGCGCAGUGGCUCCCACUCUUGCGGUGGCUCUGUCUACUCUGCCAAUAUCAUCAUUACCGCUGCCCAUUGCUUGCAAGGAGGUGUCCCCACUUCCGUCCUAAAGGUCCGUGCUGGUUCCACCACCUACAAUGCUGGCGGAAGUUUGGUGUCGGUUGCUGCCUACAAAAAUCAUGAAGGCUACAGUUCCAACCUCAUGACCAACGAUAUUGCUGUCAUCCGUUUGAGCUCAUCCCUUACCUUCGGUUCCAACAUCAAAGCCAUUGAAAUGGCUACCAAGGCUCCUGCUAGUGGUGCUGCCGCCGUUGUCUCUGGCUGGGGUACUUUGCAAUCCGGUGGUUUCACUCUCCCCACCAACUUGCAAUAUGUUGAUCUGAGCAUUGUCAGCCGUGAAGAUUGUGCCUCUUCCACCUAUGGUUAUGGCUCCGACAUUCGUCCUACCAUGAUCUGUGCCUAUUCGGUGGGUAAGGAUUCUUGCCAAGGUGAUUCUGGUGGCCCAUUGGUGUCUGGUGGCAAAUUGGUUGGUGUUGUAUCCUGGGGUUAUGGUUGCGCUUGGGCCAACUAUCCUGGUGUCUAUGCUGAUGUUGCUGCCCUCCGCUCCUGGGUAUUGGAAGCCGUUGUCAAAGUUUAGACAAUUAUUGCAUUGAAAUGCUAAU